AUGUCUGGAGGAGGAAAAGAUCGUAUUGCAGUUUUCCCGAGUCGUAUGGCUCAAACACUGAUGAAGGCUCGCCUGAAGGGAGCCCAAAAAGGACAUUCGCUUCUUAAGAAGAAGGCUGACGCUUUGAACAUGCGUUUCCGUGAUAUUCUUCGCAAGAUUGUCGAUAACAAAGUCCUCAUGGGUGAGGUUUUGAAAGACGCUGCUUUCUCUUUGGCUGAGGCUAAGUUCACUGCCGGAGAUUUCUCUCAUACCGUCAUUCAAAACGUUAGCCAAGCUCAAUAUCGCGUAAAGAUGAAGAAGGAAAACGUUGUCGGAGUUUUCCUCCCAGUUUUCGAGGCUUCCCAAGACGGUCCCGAUGCUUACGAUCUUACCGGUUUAGGCAGAGGAGGAGCUAAUAUUGCUCGCCUCAAAAAGAACUACAACAAGGCAAUUGAGCUUUUAGUAGAAUUGGCUACCCUUCAAACUUGCUUUAUCACCCUUGAUGAAGCCAUCAAGGUUACUAAUAGACGUGUUAAUGCCAUUGAGCACGUUAUUAUUCCUCGUAUUGAAAAUACAUUGACUUAUAUUGUCACUGAGUUGGAUGAAAUGGAAAGAGAAGAGUUCUUCAGAAUGAAGAAGAUUCAAGCUAACAAGAAGAAACAGAAAGAACAAGAGCUCCUCGAACGCGGAAAAGAGAAUGCCGAUGUGGAAGUGGAAAGUUAUCAAGCGAAAAAUAUACUGAACGAUGAGGAUGAUAUUCCUAUUCUCUUCAACUAA
Auanema sp. JU1783 is the source of this 756-nucleotide messenger RNA. The record is from the annotation of a GenBank genome assembly. NCBI's taxonomy places the organism in Eukaryota, Metazoa, Nematoda, Chromadorea, Rhabditida, Rhabditidae.